AUGUCACUACCAGCGCACACCUCUGGGCUGUGUCGGCGGCUGUCCUCGCAGAACGGGGUGGCAGGGGGUCCUCGGGGCUUCUCUGCCUCGAGCAUUGGGAGUGGCUAUUUGGGGAGCGCUUUGGGCUUCAAGGCUGGCUAUGGGGGAGGCUUUUCUACUGCGUCCAUGUUUGGUGGUGGCUCUGGAUCUUCCUUGGCAGGGCUGGGCACUGGUUAUGGAGGAUCUCUGGGAGGUGGCUUUGGAGGGCUGGGGAUGGGCUUGGGGGCAGGCUCGGGAGGGGGCUCUCUGAGUCUCCUCGCUGGCAGCGAUGGGGGCCUCGUGUCAGGAUCAGAGAAAGCAACCAUGAAAAAUCUGAACGACCGACUAGCUUCCUACCUUGAUAAGGUCCGAGCUCUGGAAGAGGCGAACGCGGAGCUAGAGAACAAAAUUCGGGACUGGUAUGAAGCGCGAGGGACUGGGUCUGUGGACUCGGGCUCGCAGAGCGACUACAGUAAAUAUUACCCAGUGAUUGAAGAGCUCAGGAAUAAGAUCAUUUCUGCCAGCAUCGGAAACGCCCAGCUCAUCCUGCAGAUCGACAAUGCGAGGCUGGCUGCCGACGACUUCAGGAUGAAGUAUGAGAAUGAGUUGGCUCUGCGUCAGACAGUGGAGGCCGACAUCAAUGGCCUGCGAAGGGUGCUGGAUGAACUGACCCUGACCAGAGCUGACCUGGAGAUGCAGAUUGAAGGUCUAAAGGAAGACCUGGCCUACAUGAAGAAGAACCAUGAGGAGGAGCUCCAAAGCUUCCAGGCAGGUGGACCAGGUGACAUCAACGUAGAAAUGGAUGCUGCUCCCGGAGUGGACCUCACCAGGCUCCUCAACGACAUGAGGUCACAGUAUGAGGCCAUGGCUGAGCAGAAUCGGAAGGACGCAGAAGCCUGGUUCCUGGAAAAGAGCGGGGAGCUCAGGAAGGAGAUCAGCGUCAACACGGAGCAGCUGCAGUCCAGCAAGAGCGAGGUCAGCGAGCUGAGGCGCGCCCUGCAGAACCUGGAGAUCGAGCUCCAGGCCCAGCUCGCCAUGAAAAAGUCCCUGGAGGACACGCUGGCGGAAACCGAGGGCGGUUACUGCGGGCAGCUGUCCCAAGUGCAGCAGCUCAUUGGCAGCGUGGAGGAGCAGCUGCAGCAGGUCCGCGCCGACGCCGAGCGCCAGAACGCCGACCACCAGCGGCUGCUGGACGCCAAGGCCCGCCUGGAGCUGGAGAUCGACACCUACCGCCGUCUGCUGGACGGGGAAAUGCAAGGUGAUGGUUUCGAUGACAGUUUAUUCGUGACAGCCUCCAAGUCUGCAGCACCAUCAGUUGAUUCCUCUUCAGACCCAAGUAAAACCCGAAAAAUCAAGACGAUUGUGCAGGAGGUGGUGAAUGGUGAGGUGGUCUCAUCCAAAGUUCAGGAAGUUGAAGAAUUAAUGUAA
Messenger RNA from Jaculus jaculus (lesser Egyptian jerboa), 1446 nucleotides. It is a transcript of the gene Krt12, whose product is annotated as keratin 12. Gene Ontology annotation, molecular function: structural molecule activity. The coding region runs from base 1 to 1446 and encodes 481 amino acids. Lineage: Eukaryota; Metazoa; Chordata; Mammalia; Rodentia; Dipodidae. The record is from RefSeq and is a predicted model, not a curated record. The transcript is spliced from 8 exons.